Molecule: messenger RNA, 1041 nt
Organism: Olea europaea var. sylvestris
Lineage: Eukaryota; Viridiplantae; Streptophyta; Magnoliopsida; Lamiales; Oleaceae
Product: pathogen-related protein-like
Exons: 4
Coding region: 104-811 (235 amino acids)
Source: RefSeq, a predicted model, not a curated record
UUGACAAGUGACAAAUUUUUGCUAUAUAAGAAUCAAUAAAUGAGAGUCGAUCCUUAUCAAGCUUAAAGUUUCCGUUUCAAGAACUUCUAAAUUCAGUGAAACUAUGGCAACUUCUACUGCAACUGGAGACAAGUACAGGGAUUAUUUGACUGAAGAGGAUAUCAAAAACACCAAAUGGAAUUUUGGUCCUCCAAACUAUGAUGAUGUAAAUCAGCUGUUUGAAGAAGGGAGAACUAAUAUAUGGCCUGAAGGAUCACCUGAAGAGAAAGUGCAGAGGCUUGUGAAGACAUGGGAAAUGGAACUGGUACACAAGGCAGAUCCAAAUCAGUACAAGACCCUUGAUGCAAAGAAAUUCAAACUUAGUGUCAAUGGUAGAAAGUUUUUGACAUUGGAAGAAAUGAUUAAGAUUGGGGGAAGCUACAACGUGUUUCUACAGACAUCCUUGCCAAAAUCUUUAAGAUUCUACGAUCCUGAUGAGGAAACAGCUGAUUCCUCACAAACACUUUUCAAAUCAACAUUCGCGCGGGGAUUUGCAUUGGAGAUUCUUGAAUUGUAUUCAGGACCUCCUAAAAUUGUGUACAAAUUCAGGCAUUGGGGUUUCAUGGAGGGCCCUUUUAAAGGACAUGCUCCUACCGGCGAAAAAUUGGAAGUUUUUGGGAUUGGCAUUUUUGAGUUGGAUGAAGACUCCAAGGUUGUGAAGGUGGAGUUCUUUAGUGAUCGUGGAGAACUGUUGGCCGGUCUGAUUAAGGGUAAAACCUUGGAUAAUUCCACUGAGGCGACACCUUCUGGCUGCCCUUUAAUGUCUGGCUAAUGGGAUAGCAUUGUGGAUGAAGUAGCCUUUUCAGCAGCUAUGAACUUUUUAAUAAAGGAACUGUUUGUUAAUUAUGUUAGAUGAAUAAAUCAGGAAUGUAUUGAAUGGAUAGAAAUUCUGUUCCGUAGAAAAUGUAUUCCUUUAAGGAUUUUCAAAUUAAUUGCUGCAUUUAUAUUUCUUUUGUUGGAUUUUAUGUAUAAUUUAUGACAAUAGUCGUUCUGGUUUUUGUA